CUCGUCCGGCUUUGGGAUAGAUUGGGGAGGGGCGCAAAUUGUCCAUCUUGAACUUGGAGAACAUAAGACGAGAAGGGCAGCCUCUGAUUUCAGGUCCCGCUUUGAUUCUAGCUACCAGCUUGCAAAGCGCUAUAUAUGUUGUUGCACCCACAUGAGCAUCGCUUCACCUAUCCAAGAGCCAAGUCCCAUUACAGAAGUAGAGCUGAGAAAACGUGCUUCGUUUCAGCUUCUUGUUGCAGCUGAUUGAUUGGCUGCAGCUGCAACCAGCUAGCCAGAUUCAUUGCCAGCAGCAUACCACUCUUUCCUCAACAAAGGCCCGCAUCCUUCAAGCACGCCAGUGGUAGGUAACAAUCACUGCUGUGAGACCCCGUUGGCAAGGAGGGAUAUUCUGUGGUGGUGCUUAUUGGAACUGGCGAACCAGGAAAGCGUACCUUUUCUUAGCUGUUGGAAGGAGCCACCAUAAGCAUCGAGCUCUCUGCCUUCUUCUCCGCUGAGCUAGUGAAGGCAGUGAAACGGUUUUGAGGGUGUGUCAAACCAGUAUAGGACAGUGAAAGUGUGUGCCCAACAAGGUACCGGUCGAAACCAAAACUUCUGGUGUGCUACAACACGCACAGGGGGAAACUUUAGAGCCCUUCGAGUGAGCUCAAGAGGGAUCCCUGACAAACAACUUUCUCUCAGAACCAGAACUAGCACCUGCUGAACUGACCCUUGACCACGAUUAACACAAUCAGGACACACAACAGGAUGGCAGCUGCAAGGGGCUCCCUUUUAAUGCCAGCUGGCGGGCUGCUGGUGGUUCUCUGUGUCGUUGUCUUCUUUGUCCAAUCUGUGCAAGCGGUAAACGCCACGGCGCCGGCGAACUCCACCUCGCUGCUGUCGGUGAUUGACUACAGCCCAGAUCACGUCAGCUACUCUGGGAACAUCGUCACCCUCAAAAUGGACUCACAGUCUGGGUCGAGAGUGCACUCUGUUGGCCGGUACGCCUACGGAGUUUUCUCAGCAGAUAUCAAGUGCCCCGCCGGAGAUACAGUGGGUUUGAUUCCCACUUUCUACACGUCCAGCUUGGAAGGAAGCGAAUACAAGGAUGAGCUCGACUGGGAGUUCCUUGGCAAGAACAGUUCGAUUAUCCAGACGAACGUCUGGGUCGACGGAGUCGGCAAGCGGGAGGCAGUGCACGACCUGGGCUUUGACUGCUCCCAAGCAUUCCACAAAUACACAAUUGACUGGAACCCCUUGCGCGCAAAGUGGUUUAUCGACGGGCAACUUGUGCGGACGUACGUAAACACGGGCAACGCCUCCGAGUAUCCCACCAAGCCCGCGUACGCUUAUGCCUCGAUUUGGGACAGCGGGUAUCCCGGAGAGGGAUGGAACGGACGUGCCACAUAUGCAAACGCCCCGUACUUCUACCAACUGGCCAACGUCACGGUCAGCAGCCCGGGGAGUUCUACCGGGCCGUCCUCCGCCCCCAGGCCCGCCCCAGCACGGAGCCCGGUUGGGAGCCCCGUGAGGAGCCCGGUCAAAAUUACCCUUCCCGGCCGAAAGCUUUUCAGAUGACCUCAGAGCUGCGACUGAGUUAUGGUCGUUGACGUCAAGGUCUGCUAAUAAUUAGCAUGUACGGCGUCACGACGUGACCCUGUUGGGUUGCGCUGAUUCUCUAUUUAUGAGCAGAGUCUUGAAAGGGUUGUGUAGACCUUUGCCUAAUAUAGGUAUUUGAACUGGAAACGGGUUCUGUAUGCCAAAGAUGACAACAGGCGACAGUCGACAAUUUUGAUCAAUACACUAGUAGAUCGAUGCACCAACACAGUAUCAGCAUAGGACCCUGAUCGACUCGAUGAAUCAUCGAAGCCGAAUUAGUCGAAGUUGAAGGGCGUUUCGAUGGGUAGUUUCGUUUUCGUUGAGGAUUAUUGGAUUGAUGCAGGGAGCAUUGAUAGCUGGUUGAAAUGUUAAAUUCGAGUAAUCAAAGAGAGUCAAAAGGUCAAACCUUUUGCACGAGGCAGGGACGGCCGGAUCUCUAGCUAGCUGUUUUGUAGAUCGACAAGAACUAAGAUUCUGGUGUAUUUGAAUAGCAGCUAGAGAGCGACAUUGACUAGGACUGCAACAGAGGAAUCCGUAGUUGAGCGCUAAUAUUGAUUGCGGAGAAGGAGAAGAGUACAGUUGGAUAAGUUAAGGUACGGCCGGCCGGCAACAGCAGUAAUUGUAUAGACCGUGAAGAAGGGUAAGUCGGACUAGUUCCACUAGUCUGUUAUUUUGGACUGCUGGCAUGCUGACAACCAGCAGACAACAGCCUCCAUCAUUGGCCAACUUAAAGGAACAUCAAGUAAAACUCAUGUAGGAGAUCGUAUCUCAUCAUGGCAUGACAACGGGAUCUAGAGUUUGACGGAUUAGUGAUGAGCUCUUCAAGAGCCAAGCUAGCUGAGCCGGCGGCCUAUAUAUAUAGGUACUAGUCUGUGCGACUCCAAGCUGCUCGGACGUUGACGCCCU
Messenger RNA from Klebsormidium nitens, 2481 nucleotides. NCBI's taxonomy places the organism in Eukaryota, Viridiplantae, Streptophyta, Klebsormidiophyceae, Klebsormidiales, Klebsormidiaceae. The record is from the annotation of a GenBank genome assembly.